AUGGGAUGCUUCAACUCCAAGGCGCACGAGCGGCUCAGUGCUGCGGGCGCCGCCAGCGAAAGCGGCAGCUCUAGCUCUCUAGGACGUGACUCGUACCGCUCUCUGGCAUCGUCGUUCUUCCACGAUGCCGAGUCGAGCAUCGCCUCGGGAUCGCUCGACUGCUUUUUUGACGCCGAUGCGCCAUCAGAUGGGGAGAGCUCCUCGCAGUCGCUUGCGGCGGCCGAUGAGCCCUCUGCGCCGGACGGCCACCACCACCGCCGCCAGCAGCACCAGCACCAGCAUCUCCGCACCUGGCAGGGCCUCAGCACCGACGCGCCGGCGGCAGCGACGGCGGCGCCCGCCGUUUACGAGGCCCCCUCACGCCCGUCGGAAGCCUGGCACGCGGCAGCCGCCAAGCUGGAGGCUGCUGCGGCUGCGGCUGGGGAGACCCUGCCGCAAUAUGUUCUGCGAAGAUACAAACAGGGCGACGCGCCUGUGUGCAAGGCCAUGGGGGAGCUGCUGAUGUGGCGCAAGCUCAGGGGCCUCAGCCUCGACGACCUGGAGCGCGGCCUGGAGCAGGCGGAGGCGGCGCUUGGGCAAAAGCAGCAGCAGCAGCAGCAGCAGCAGCAGCAGCAGCAGCAGCAGCAGCAGCAGCAGCAGCAGCAGCAGCACGGGGAAAAGCCGCGCUCCCCGCGCAGUCGGCGGCCACAGCCCUGGGUACCCCUGGCGGGUGACGCGCUGUCACCCGACUCGCGGCCCGUGGCGAGCGAGGCAGCGGGCUUUGGCGGCUGCGAGCUGUUCAGCGGGGCCCAUCUGAUGGGCCACAUCAGGGCGGUGGAAAUGCUGAAGGCCACCGUUGAGGAGUCCAAGGCAUGGAGGCAGGUCUCUUUUGGGGGCCUGCAGCUCUGGCACCACCACGAUCGGCAGGCGGGGCUGCAGCACAUCAGGGCGCACUGCGUCAUAGAAGAGCCCCUGCUGAACCUGCUGUGCCUGUGCCGCGAGGUCGACCUGGCGCAGACGUGGAACCCCUCACUGGCCUGCAUGCAGACGCUGCUGCACGCGGGUCUGGGUGAGAUCAUCGCGUACCUGGCCCUGUGGGUGCCCUGGCCCUGGCGCGAGCCCGAGGUGCUCAUUCGCGGCUGCGGCAUCGACAUGCUGGCGUUUGAGGGGGCCAUCGCGGUGGCGCUGUCUGACGCGGGGGGCAGCGGCCUGCCGCCCGGCGUCGAGCUGCCAGACGGCGCGGACGCGCGCUCGCGCUACCGCUUCCAGCUGGGCGGGUUCUGGCUGUGCCCAUCAACGACACCAUAA
Monoraphidium neglectum is the source of this 1287-nucleotide messenger RNA. RefSeq lists its product as hypothetical. NCBI's taxonomy places the organism in Eukaryota, Viridiplantae, Chlorophyta, Chlorophyceae, Sphaeropleales, Selenastraceae. The coding region runs from base 1 to 1287 and encodes 428 amino acids. The record is from RefSeq and is a predicted model, not a curated record. The transcript is spliced from 8 exons.